Suillus bovinus is the source of this 1225-nucleotide messenger RNA. Its product is annotated as VIT family-domain-containing protein. Bases 154 to 1107 code for a protein of 317 amino acids. The transcript is spliced from 3 exons. Lineage: Eukaryota; Fungi; Basidiomycota; Agaricomycetes; Boletales; Suillaceae. The record is from RefSeq and is a predicted model, not a curated record. Gene Ontology annotation, molecular function: manganese ion transmembrane transporter activity; iron ion transmembrane transporter activity. Gene Ontology annotation, biological process: intracellular manganese ion homeostasis. Gene Ontology annotation, cellular component: fungal-type vacuole membrane.
CGACAGUCACGUGACAUAAGAUAGUUUGUAGGAGCCGAAAUAGUUGCCGCUGAUAUAACAGGACUCGAAAUUACUUGACUCCAAGUCGACUCCAUUCCUUAUCUCAUCUGUUCUUGCCAAAAAGUCACCUCGAUACCAAGCUUAUCUCUUGGAAUGGCUUCAGGAAUCAACUCAAGUGGCACAGUUGCUGUUUCCUUGCCAAGCAGAGAAGGAAACAUGAAUACCAAGCCACCAGUAUGGCCUUUGGACGCUAGUGGAGCACUUACACCACCACUGCCGGCGAGAUGUGACAGGAACGAUCGUCUCGACGGUAUCUGCUGCAAAGACUUGAAACCCGAGGAUGACCGCACGCUUAUUGAUCCUGAUAUCAUUCGUGAUAUUGUCAUCGGACUUUCAGAUGGCCUGACAGUACCCUUUGCUCUAGCAGCGGGACUUUCAUCUUUGGGCACCUCAAAAUUAGUUGUCGCUGGCGGAAUAGCCGAACUCAUUGCUGGUGCUAUCUCUAUGGGCAUUGGCGGCUUCUUAGCAUCUUCAGCAGAGCGGGAUCAUUACCAUUACAUGCGACGCCACACGUCGUUACGGGUGCAACGGAGCUGCGUUGGAGAAAUGGAAAGGGAAGUAUGCGCUGUACUUGGCCCUGUAGGUGUCGACGAGCAGACAUGUCAUGCGGUUACCAAGUGCCUCAGGGAUGUUGAAUCUGAACCAGAAGUCAGUGCAAACGGUUCAUCGUCAGACGAAGAAGCGCAGUUGUUGAGAUGGAAAGAUAAAGUCGGUCUCACACCAUUUUUACUUAAAUUUGGAGAGGGAAUGGAGGAAAUCCCGCUGCGUCGAGUAUACGUUUCAGCGCUGACAAUUGGUAUCGGGUACUUGAUUGGCGGAAUCAUUCCCCUUAUUCCAUACUUCUUUGUUCCGCAAGCGCAUGUAGCGCUCGUAUACUCUUCUAUUGUCACAGGCAUCGUUUUGUUGGUAUUCGGAGCUGUGAAAGCUCGUGUUACGGGUGCUGGACAGGGUGCUGGAGGCUACAUAUGGGGAGCAGUCAGCACUCUAUUAGUUGGCGGUACCGCUGCAGCAGCAGCUUACGCUCUUGUUGCUUGGCUGGAAGAAUAGUAGCCCUUUACAUCGAACUUGUACAAGUCGUUAUUCCAUAAUAUUUUGUGUUAUUGAUAAAUACCUUUAUCUUUCUUUUUACAAGCACCGCCGCCGCAUCAGAGGAUUGAGAUCGCCG